AGUCGCGAUGCGCGCGCCCGCUGGCCCUGCGGUCUUUACCGCGCUGCUUCUCAUCUGCCCUGCGUCCCUGGUACUUUCGGGGGAAGAAAGAAGACUUAAAGGGUACCAUCCGGAAGACUCCUACCAAGAUGAUCCGCUCGACCUUUCCAGUGUGGACGAUAACAGCACGUGUCCGACGGAUCGCCUGCUGCGGUCGCGUGAGACGUGCCGCGUAGACGGCGCCGACGUGCAGUGUAUUCGGCUGCACUGCUGCGAAACACACGUCUAUAUCGCUGGAAGGUGUAUCCCAAAGACGGUAGACCCGUGCAGUCUGCAACUAUGCGAGCAGGCGUGUGAGGUGAAGGACGACCAGGUGUGGUGCACCUGUCACCCAGGGUUCACGUUCAGUGAGGACAGCUACAGGAGGAAGACGCAGCCCUAUUGCGUUGACGUGGACGAGUGUGCAGACAAGAAUGCUGGCUGCGAGCACAGCUGCGUUAACGAUCCGGGCGGGUUCCACUGCGAGUGUCCCUCGCCACACUCCCUCGCCGCCGACGGCCGCCGCUGCGAGCGAGCUGUCCCUAUACACAUUCCUGAACCUCUCCCGCUAGUAAGAGCGUCAUCCCGCUGCUAUGCAAGCUGCGACACGGUGUCAUGGCUGUCAAGGAAGGUGAAACUGUUGAACGACCAGAUGCACACCAUGCAGACGGCACUCAAGAAGCUGAUGGACAGCCCUGCUUUAAAGGGAGACCAUGGCGACAGAUUUACAGACGGCACGAACAUGUACAGAGUAAUGGACUCCACGGCGCCACUGGAAGGCGGCUUCUGUCGAUGCGAGAGAGGUCCUAGGGGUCCGGCAGGUCCCCCAGGCAUGGAGGGUCCCAAAGGCGACAUGGGCCCCAGAGGUCCACGCGGACAACGCGGCCCUAAAGGGUCUCUAGAAGUAGUGAUGCUGCUUAUUGCUGACAUCAAACAUGACAUACAGAACUUGGAGAAGCGAGUAUAUAAGGACGGAGAAGUGCCAGACAGAUUCAACAUGAAGAAGGCGUGGCGUGAGUACCGCCGACAGAAGGUGGAAGAGGAGAACAUAACGGAACAGGAGUUGGAGGCGUUCACAGCGCCCGCCAUCGUCGGCACGAACGGACCUGUCGAGAUCACUUUAAAUGGUAAAACCGGCGAGAUCCUCCACGACCCGGAGACGACAACAGCCGACACCAUCACGACACGCAGCGCCGUCACCGAGGACGUCGAAGACAAGCUGCGCCAGCUCCGAUUGUUAGCGGGAGCCGCGCCGCCCGACGACGAUGAACCCGACACUGAUUACGACUACUCCUUCUAUUAGCAAAUAUAGCCUUGUAAAGAA
Messenger RNA from Pectinophora gossypiella (pink bollworm), 1342 nucleotides. RefSeq names its product collagen and calcium-binding EGF domain-containing protein 1-like. The transcript is spliced from 9 exons. Bases 8 to 1321 code for a protein of 437 amino acids. NCBI's taxonomy places the organism in Eukaryota, Metazoa, Arthropoda, Insecta, Lepidoptera, Gelechiidae. Gene Ontology annotation, molecular function: calcium ion binding. The record is from RefSeq and is a predicted model, not a curated record.